This is a messenger RNA of Poecilia reticulata (guppy), 3642 nucleotides long. It is a transcript of the gene cdadc1, whose product is annotated as cytidine and dCMP deaminase domain containing 1. The record is from RefSeq and is a predicted model, not a curated record. Gene Ontology annotation, molecular function: dCMP deaminase activity; zinc ion binding. Gene Ontology annotation, cellular component: cytoplasm. Lineage: Eukaryota; Metazoa; Chordata; Actinopteri; Cyprinodontiformes; Poeciliidae.
CAGCCUAAGGAGGAACAUCCAGGAAGUUUGCGGAAGUAGACCAGAUUAGUCAAGUUAGGAAAAAUUAACCGCAAAGUGCCCCUAAUCGUCGCACAAAAAUAUGAUGUUGAUUUUUGCGUUGGUGGGUUAUUUAAACUGGGAUUACGUUUUCUAGGCAAAUGUAACUUUAAUCUAACUUUUGAUGUUUCUACUCCACUGUGAAAAUUGGAGAAAAGUUUUAAAUAUAACUACGGUUGUUAGCGGUAACAGUUGCUAAUUACAGCUCUUAUUGUGAAAGAAGCAACCAGAAUCGGUGCUAGUCCGCCUUGUAAGCUUUAAACAGGGUCAAUGUUUGUACCCUAAGUAGUCUUCCUCUUGUCGCAUCUGCGAUUGAAACGAAAUCUAUCUACUGCUCCCUGGUUUACUUUCUGAAUGGACGGUACAUGGAACCGAACCGAACAGGUCCCGACCGGGCCGUGCCGAGAAACGAAAGACAGCAGCACCCAGACUGAUAGCAAGAUACAAGGUCACGACCCCAGGUUGUCAAAGGUGAACAUGUUUACCUUGUUGAGCUUGUGGAUGGAGGUAUUCCCUCGGGAUCAACCUGAGGACAGUGAACGCAGUCAGAUCCGUGGGACUGGUUUGGUGGUGGUGCAUCAAGGGAAAAUCUUGGGACUCCACUGUUCUGGAGUCGACCUUCACGCAGCACAAGCAGCCAUCAUUCAGCACGGUGCAAAACUGGCCGGCUGUCAGCUCUACUUCUCCAGGAGACCUUGUGCCACUUGCCUUAAGAUGAUCAUAAAUGCUGGAGUCAGUCAGAUCUCCUUUUGGCCCGGGGAUCCGGAGAUCAGCAUGCUGACCCAAACAAGCGCCAGCAGCACGUCGCUCUCUGUGACAGAAGACGUUGUCCUGGAUGCAGUUGCAGUAGAGAAGCUGAAGUCCAACAGCCGUCCUCACAUCUGCGUGCUACUUCAGCCGCUGGCGCCUGGUCUGCUGCAGUUUGUUGAGGAGACGUCCAGGGAGAGCGAUUUCAUGAAGAGGAUGGCCGAGGAUGACCCAGGAAUGAACGAACAGGACCUGUUCAACAGACAACGUCUAAGACACUUCAGAGAAUUUUCCAGACAGUUCUUGGUUGGAACAUCUCAGCAGCACAAGGAGAUUUUGAUCCAAAUGGGCCUGGAGAACCUCUGUGUGGAGCCCUACUUCUCCAACCUGAGGAACAACAUGGCGGCGCUGGUGGAGGUUCUGGCUGCUGUGGCUGCAGCGCUCCCUCAAAACCAAUAUGGUUUCUACAGGGAAAACUGUGGAACUACGCCUCCUCAUCCAGGGGCCGUGUCUCAGGAGGUGGCUCGCCACUGCAUCAUCCAGGCCAGGCUACUGGCAUACAGGACAGAGGAUCCAAAAGUGGGAGUGGGUGCCGUUAUCUGGGCAAGAGGGCGGUCGGCUGGCUGUCGAGGAACAGGCUGCCUGGAUUUGGUGGGUUGCGGGUACAACGCCUACCCUGCAGGCUCCRAGUACGCAGAGUACCCCCAAAUGGACUGUACACAGGAGGACCGUCAGAGACGCAAAUACAGAUAUAUCAUCCACGCAGAACAGAACGCCCUCACCUUCAGGACGCGAGACGUCAAACCAGAGGAGCUAACCAUGAUGUUUCUGACCAAAUGUCCAUGUGACGAGUGUAUCCCUUUGAUAAGAGGGGCCGGAAUCACACACCUCUACACCUCGGACCAGGACAGGGACAAAGACAAGGGGGACAUUUCCUACCUGAGAUUUAGCACCCUGGAGGACAUCAGCAAGUUUGUUUGGCAAAGGAGCCCUUCUAUUCCUCCUGAACCGUCUUCUCAUGUCGCAAAUGGUUGUAUUCGGAAGCACAGCCGGCAGACUGAGCAGGAGUACGGAAAUAAGAAGCUGUGCACCGAGAACACCAAGAGUUUGCCUUCUGGCAGCUGAACGUUAGUCAGUAAAGGACAGACUAGCCUGUUCAUGAGCUCAACGCCACAGACGUUAUACAAGGGGUGAAUAAUUUGCUGAUGGUAAAAUGUGCACCACUACAAAAAGUAUUUCCUCCUUUACAGAUUUCAUGUUUUUUGCUUUUUUUGUCACACUUCGAUGUUUCAGAUUAUAUCAAGCAAAGAUAACGUCUACCACCACCACGUUUUUUUCUCGUCAGCCCACAAAAUAUUUUCUCCAAAUGUCAAAUAUUUUUACUUAUUUACUUAGAUUAUUAUUGUCCAACGUUAAAUGCUUCAGUUAAAAAUUUUCAGUUUGUCAAGAAAACAAAAACAAAAGAAACCUGUAAGGGGGCAGAUGUACGAACAAUUUAACAAUUUAUUUGAACAUCUGGGACAAUGUAGUAACCUCAGCAACAAGAAGAGUUAGAGAGUCAUAUGUGUAAGUAGUAACAAAGUGAAAUUGUUUUAUAUUUCCACAUGAGAGGACUAAGUGGUUGAGAGUGAGACUUGUUGACAGAGACUUGACGAAAAUUUAAAGGAAUGCAAAUUGCGCUAUUUCAAGAUGUUUUUAUUUGACAGUUUACUACAGAAUAUCUAAACAUUAAGUUUAUUUUCCGUUUUAAUCCCUUGCUAUGUGUAUUUUUGUCUGUGGUUCAGACAAAGAAGCUCAGUGUUGCCCGGGUAAACAGAUGUGACUUUCAAAGUUUGAAGACACCUGUGACCAGGUUUUGGAUCUGAAAAGAUAAAAAAGCUUUGUGAAACCAAAAUGCUACUUUGAUAUGUAAAGAAAAAAUUGUAAAGAUAAGGAUUUCAUUGUGAUUUCUUUGAACCUUUUUGCCUUUUAGUUUACAGCUUGUAAAAUUAUGUCUCAGUACAAAAAAGUUAAAUUUGUUCAAAAUGUAAAACUCAUUCUGUUGGUUAAAGAUUUCAAGCAUUUAUCUCUUUUUAUCUCCCUUUCUUUAUUUUGAUAACUGUGGUUUACGGUUAAUGAAAACCCAAAAUUCACUUUCUCCCAAAAUUAGUCCUCAGGUUUAAUCCCCGACCCCUGAUUGUCUUCCACUUCUCUUUCUGCUCACCUUCCUGUUACACAGGUAAUGAAAAUAAAGAAUUUUUUUUAUUUCUAUUUAUGCAGUAAGCUUACCACAAUUAUCUUUUCUGAUAAGCCACAAGUCAUUGUUGUGCAUUCUAUAACAUUUAAAAUAAAUUGUUAAAUUAUUUGAAAUGUGUAAUUUGAAUUUUAGGUUUUCUUCAGCUGUAACUCACAAACAGUGACGGUUUCUGAUACAGGCGACAUAUCAGAAGGAGGCAGACCUAGCAGGCUCGGUCCACUUCUGAUCACUAAUAAAAGAAAUAAAUGCUUAAAAUAUUUCAAUUUGUGUAGAGUUACUCUCAAAAGUCUACACACCCUUGUUGAAACUUUUCCCGAGUUGGGCUUUUGCGACAUAAAAAAACAAGAAAGUGAUAUCCAACUUUCUUCAAAUACUGUGCUCUAAAGAUGCAACAAACAAGUACUUUGUCACAACAUUUUUGAUUCCGUUAGAGCGUAAAAUAUAUUAGGUAUGAGCGUGUCCACAUUGAACAUCUUCCACAGCCCACUUCAGCCGCUGAAGUGGGUUGUGGAAGAUGUUUAUGAAGUCUUUCUUUUGUUGAGCUGGAUGUAUGCUUCGACUUACUCUGAUUCUGAAAAAAUAAAUUCCUUCUUCAUAUUUGA